AUGACCAAAGACCAGGAGAGGGGCACCGAAGUAUUUCACGAAAUACCAGACGAGAAGGCGGAAAACCCACUUUGUGGCAAUCUGAUGGGCGCAGUUUUCGGCGCACCAAUUGAGUUCCAGGAACAAAGUCUUCGGCAGCCUGGCGUUCCGCAUGUCUUGGUGGUAUUGAUUCAGAAACUAGAAUCCCUCGGAAUUAGCUCUGCUGACUUGUACACCGAUUCGCCGAUGUCCCUGAGCCUAUAUACAAAAAUGCACCUGAUCAACACAUACCCUAUCGACGACCUGGUGAGGAUGCGUCCGGACAUUUUUAAGGACCCUGGCGACCUAACGGGCCUGAUCCUUUGCUACGUUAAGCUUCUGCCGCGGAGACUCAUUGAGGGCAUCGGUAAGUAA
Messenger RNA from Dibothriocephalus latus, 393 nucleotides. NCBI's taxonomy places the organism in Eukaryota, Metazoa, Platyhelminthes, Cestoda, Diphyllobothriidea, Diphyllobothriidae. The record is from the annotation of a GenBank genome assembly.